Lotus japonicus is the source of this 1182-nucleotide messenger RNA. Its product is annotated as F-box/kelch-repeat protein At3g23880-like. The coding region runs from base 1 to 1182 and encodes 393 amino acids. The transcript has a single exon. The record is from RefSeq and is a predicted model, not a curated record. NCBI's taxonomy places the organism in Eukaryota, Viridiplantae, Streptophyta, Magnoliopsida, Fabales, Fabaceae. Gene Ontology annotation, molecular function: protein binding.
AUGGCGAUUCCUGAUGAUGUUGCCUUCACUAUUUUGUCAAAACUGCCUCUGAAAUCCCUCAAGCGAUUCACACUGGUUCACAAAUCAUGGGCUGAUUUACUUGAAAUCCCUUAUUUCAUGACCAUGUUGUGCAGCAAAUUGGUAUCGAAACAUCAAUCUUAUUACGACGAUACAUCUCUUCUUCUCUUAAAGCAGAAAUUAGAUGGCACCCAAUGUCACGGUACAUUGUAUUCACUUUCAGGUGACAAGCUUGAGAAAACACUCAAAUCAGAUUGGCUUCCAUAUCAAGAGCAUGGCAGAUUCCAUAGUGUUUCGGGUUCCGGUAUUCAUGGCAUUCUUUGUCUCCACGAAGCACCAGACCGUGAGUUUGUAUUGUGGAACCCAGCUACUCAGGAAUUCAUAGCUACUCCUCCCAGCCCUCGAGAGUCUCUACCUGAUCUGGAGGCUUAUAGUAAAAUUACUACUCAUGGAUUUGGUUAUGAUCAUGUUACAGAUGACUUUAAGAUCGUUCGGCUUAUAACUUAUUAUCCAGAUAAUGAUAAUGAUAAUGAUAAUGAUGAUGAUGAUGAUCGCCAAGAUGAGGACGGAGAUGAGCCAAUGAUCCCAGAGCCCUUGUGGGAGAUAUAUAGCCUAAAAAGCAACUAUUGGAGGAAACUUGAUGUUGAUAUGCCUAUUAUUACUGGAGACGGUGCUGGCAUGGGUUGUGACAUUUACAUGAACGGAGUGUGUCACUGGGUGGGUUACAAUCUGUCAAAGGACUAUGGUUUUGAUACACAUUUGGUGUCAUUCAACUUUAGCAAAGAGAUAUUCUAUACAACGCCCUUACCGUUAGAUGAUAGAAAGGUGCAGAAUUACUUGGCCGUGUUAAAUGAGUCCAUUGCGUUGAUAUCAAAACAUGAAGAAACAACAACUCUAGACAUAUGGAUUUUGGGUGAACUCCGUGUGAAAGAAUCAUGGACUAAGCUUUUCACUGUUGGACUUGGACCCUUGCAUGGCUUUGGAGUUCCUAUUGGAGUCGGGAAGACAGGCGAUAUAUUCUUCAGAAAUAAAAAUGGUGAACUAGGCUUGUUUGAUUUAAGGACCCAGAUGCUCAAGGAGAUUGCUGCUACAGAGCUGGUAGAUCAUGAUCAGAUAAUAUUCUAUAAGGAAAGCUUUUUUCCGAUUGGAAGAACAGGUUAUUGA